Molecule: messenger RNA, 2824 nt
Organism: Acanthopagrus latus (yellowfin seabream)
Lineage: Eukaryota; Metazoa; Chordata; Actinopteri; Spariformes; Sparidae
Gene: dgat2
Product: diacylglycerol O-acyltransferase 2
Exons: 8
Coding region: 304-1389 (361 amino acids)
Biological process (GO): triglyceride biosynthetic process
Cellular component (GO): endoplasmic reticulum membrane
Molecular function (GO): diacylglycerol O-acyltransferase activity
Source: RefSeq, a predicted model, not a curated record
CUCCCGGUUCCCACCUGCAGACUACCUGCCGUGCUGCCGACCGGGGAAGGACGUUACUUCAUCCCUCACACUCACGCUCACACUCACGCACUCAGCCGUCUCGGUUGUGCGUGGCUCCUCCCCGCACUCAUUAAAUGCCCGCUCCGCGCUGCAGCCGGCUGCAGUAGAAGGCAGCGGUGUCAGAGGAGCUGCAGGGCCGGUUCAAGGACCUGACAGCCAGCGAACAUCUGAUUUUUUGUUUCUUUUUUUUUUUUUUUUCCUCCUCUUUUCGGGGCACCAUCACCAAUCCAAGAAGCAACAGCUAUGAAGACCAUUCUGGCUGCGUACUCUGGCGUGCUCAAAGGCACCGGCUCCAGCAUCCUCUCUGCCCUGCAGGACCUGCCCGUGGCAUUCUGGCCCUGCAGAUCCAAGAUGGAGAAACAUCUGCAGGUCAUUUCAGUGCUGCAGUGGGUCGUCAGCUUCUUGGCACUAGGUGCUGCCUGCACUCUGCUGCUCAUCUACAUGUUCUGCACCGACUGCUGGCUUAUCGCUGCCCUGUACACCGCCUGGCUCAUCGUCGACUGGAACACCCCAAAACAAGGGGGCAGGAGGUCGUCUUGGGUGAGGAGUUGGACAGUGUGGACGUAUUUCCGAGACUACUUUCCAAUCAGGCUAAUUAAAACCCACAACCUGCUGCCCAACCGGAACUACAUAUUUGGCUACCAUCCCCACGGCAUCUUCUGUUUUGGAGCUUUCUGCAACUUUGGGACAGAGGCCACGGGCUUCUCCAAGAAGUUCCCGGGCAUCAAGCCCUCCCUGGCGACGCUCGCGGGAAAUUUCCGCCUGCCCGUCCUGCGGGACUACCUGAUGUCUGGAGGGAUCUGCCCGGUGAACAAGAACUCCAUCGACUACCUGCUGUCGCGCAACGGGACGGGUAAUGCCGUGGUCAUCGUCGUGGGAGGAGCGGCGGAGUCCCUGCAAUGUGCUCCGGGCGUGAAUUCUGUCACCCUGAAGAAACGGAAAGGCUUCGUGAGGCUGGCCCUCCAGAAAGGGUCCGACCUGGUUCCAGUGUAUUCCUUUGGGGAGAACGACGCCUACAAGCAGGUGAUCUUCGAGGAAGGGACCUACUCGAGGACUAUCCAAAAGAGGUUACAGAAGAUUUUAGGCUUUGCCCCAUGCAUUUUCCACGGAUGCGGCCUCUUCUUCAGCAACUCCUGGGGCUUUGUGCCUUACAGCAAGCCAAUCACCACCAUAGUUGGGGAGCCCAUCACUGUGCCAAAAAUUGAGGACCCAACUGAGGAGAUGGUGGACAUUUACCAUACGAUGUACAUCAAGUCCCUCCAGUGCCUUUUUGACAAGUACAAGACCCGGUUUGGCCUGAAAGAGAGUGACGUCCUGUACAUCAAUUGAAUGGACAGGGGAGGGGUUCCUGUCGAAGCUCUGAACUGUGGCAGCAUCUGCAGACCAUCCUCACACGCCCCCCCUUUCCCCACCCUGUCCCCCCCGUCCAAUCUUGGUGCCUGGUUUGGAUUAUCUCUGGACUGCGAACACCACACAUGAGUGCAUUUGCUAAAGAAACCUUUGCUCUGUGUGUCGUUACACACGUGCACACAUACCCACAGAAACGCACACACGCAUAAACUUUGUUCCUUCUCAGGAAACGGCGGGUUUGAGAACCGUCACCUCUCCCUGCCACUGACUCCAGCCCAAACGGCGAGUGUAAAAUGUGCCUUUUUUUCUAUCCAUUGACAUUUCUCAGUGAAGGCAUCGAGUUUGGACUGCGUUCAGUCAGUGCAGAGGGGGGGUAAGGUCCACUAGAUGGAGCUGGAAGGUAACAUACAGGACUUAGACCAAGUGCCAAUGUUCUAUUUUCACUCAUGUGUCCAUAUAAUUCUUCCUAAGCUCUCUAAAGGUCCCACUUCAUGCUAAGUGCACAAACAAUGCAAACAGAAGCUACCACUUUAUGAUUGGGACAGCAAGCCCAAAGAUUAAUUGAGCCAAAGACCUAUGUUGUCCCCAGAGAUGCACGUGUUUCUACUGUAUAAAAGCUGAAAGCAAAGGAAUUCUACAGGGUGGACUUAUAUUGUAAAUGCACUAUACAUGCGUGCCUGUGAUUGUUUAAUGCCAUAAAGUAUUAAUUGUAUUCUACAGAGGAAAAAGCCUGUGUAAGUGCCUGUCCCUCAAUGAAUAUCUCUGAUGCACUUUUUGUAUCGCCGAUUACCCUCUGAGGUUUUUGUCUCAAGGAAAAUGCCUUCGAUAUGAGAUUUGUCCAAGAUGGUCUCGGGGCUGCUUGGUUUGAUUUCACUUUCUUGUCCCGCAAGGUGUCCAGGUCUGGAUGGGUGUGGUUUUUGUCUUUGCAACAAAAACUACAGUGUUGUAUUGUGUCUUCAAGCAUUACGGGCUGCAGAGGAGGUAGAUCAGGUUAAGUGGGUGAAAAUACUGAUGUUUGAUGAUUCCAGUCAGUGUACCGAGGAUCUUUUUGAAUCAUGCAAUGGGUGAUGAUUGAAAAGGAAUGGAUUGUACCGGCCUUAUUCCUGGUAUUAUGUCAUGUUUUGGGGGAAGGGGGGUGUCACUAAUACUUUUGUAAAAAAAAAAGUAAUAUGUGAGUAUCCGGGGAAUUGUCAAAACAAAUAAGCUUGUGCCAUGUUGAUGGGGAGGUAGAUUAUAAGAUUGUCAAUAGAAGAACAAUUUCCUGUGGUUUCACCAUUGUGACUUCUUAUAAAGAGCAGUGUAAUCCAAGUGCAAUAAAUUUGCAAGGAAUAAACAGUGAGACCUGUCUAUAUGAUGAAAUAUGAUGACCUGUCUGCUGAUAUUUAAAUUAAACUUUUGUAUAUUUUCAGAAGGA